This is a messenger RNA of Mucor velutinosus, 249 nucleotides long. RefSeq names its product Guanine nucleotide-binding protein alpha-2 subunit. Bases 1 to 249 code for a protein of 82 amino acids. The record is from RefSeq and is a predicted model, not a curated record. Lineage: Eukaryota; Fungi; Mucoromycota; Mucoromycetes; Mucorales; Mucoraceae. The transcript has 3 exons.
AUGACAAAUCAAUUAGUGACAAAAGGGCCCUUGUAUUGGGCCGUGCCUUUGACAUUGGUUGCUGCCACUGUGUAUAUCUCAAAGAUCAAAGCGUCUUCCAUUUCAGGAUCAUCACAUCCGUUGAAAUUUGUACCCUCUGGAGAACCCAAGUUUGAUUCAGCGAACAUGGAUCGCAUUCGGGCAGAGUGGCGCCAUAGAAACAAUGGCAUUGGAUUGAGAGAUGUUAGCCGAAGUGGUGGAGGCGUCUAA